AUGGAGCUCCUGACAAUGAAGAGAAAAAGGGACUCGUCAGACACCUCGAUGACGUUCCUUGCAAAUGUUGGUGAGUCGAUAGGAUCUCAAUUUGAGGUGUUCUUGAAUUUUAGAGGCCCCGACACUCGCCUUGGUUUCACCGACUGCCUCUAUCACUCCCUUGACGGAGCCGGGAUUCGUGUCUUUAGAGACAACGAGGAGAUUCGAAAGGGCGAAGUAAUUGGAGGUGAACUUCUAAACGCAAUUGAAACCUCCAAGAUUUAUGUGCCCAUUUUCUCUAGAGGCUAUGCAUCCAGUGCAUGGUGUCUCCGCGAACUCGCAAGCAUUGUAAAGUGCCGGAGGGAAUCUAGUGGCAAAGUGAUUUUGCCCAUUUUUUAUGAUGUGGAACCUUCUGAUGUCAAGCUUCAAACUGAACUCUACAUUGACGCCCUAAAAAGGCACGAAGCCAGUUUUGGCUACGACGAAGUGAGACGGUGGAAGGAGGCUCUAGCAGAGGUCGCUAAUAUUAAUGGUUGGGACUUGAAAGAUAGCGGUCAAGGUGAACUCAUAAAGCAUAUUACUAGUGAGGUUUCAAGCAAGCUACUGGGAAGAGCUCGAGUAAUGCCCAAUCAUCUGGUGGGAAUUGACAAUCAUGUGGAAGCCAUGAUGGACUUGUUAGGUGAAGACUCUCUGGAUGUGCGCUUUCUAUCUAAUAUCCGAGAGUUUUCACAACACGGUAAGAUGGCAAAGUUGCAAAAACGAUUAUUGUCUGAUAUUCUCAAGUCUAAAGUUGUGAAAAUUAAUGAUACCGACACCGGGAUCAACAUGAUUAGAGAAAAAUUCUGCUGCAGAAAAGUUUUGGUUGUUCUUGACAACGUGGAUAAGAUAGACCAACUUGUGAAAUUAGCUGAAAAGCGAGAGUGGUUCGGGCCGGGAAGUAGAAUCAUAGUGACGACUAGGGACAUCAGUUUUCUCCAAAAAAAUCCUCAAGAGUUUCAACUCUAUGAAAUGGAGGAAAUGCCUUUUCAUUAUGCUAUUCAGCUAUUCAGUAAGCAUGCGUUCCAAAGAGAUGCUCCUCCACGUGACUAUGAUCGAAUGGCAAGAGAAAUUGUGAAGACUACUAGCGGCCUUCCUUUGGCUCUUGUGGUUAUUGGGUCCUCUCUUUACCGUAGAGACAAAGAAGUAUGGGACGAUGCAUUGGAAAAGCUAGAGAAAAUGCCUCAUAAAGAAGUUCAGGACAUGCUAAUGAUAAGUUAUGACAUGUUAGAAUAUGAGCAGAGAGAAAUUUUUCUGGAUAUCGCAUGUCACAUGGCCGGUGAAGAAAGAAGUGAUGCAGUUUGUAUGUGGAAAACUUGUGAGUUCUUUCCCAACAGCGCCAUUACUGUCCUAGUUGAAAUGUCAUUGAUAAAAAUUACAAAUAAUCAUAAAAUAUGGAUGCAUGACCAGCUUAGAGACUUAGGAAGGGAGAUUAUUCGUAGGGAGAGCAUCCAAUAUCCUGGAAAGCGUAGUAGGUUGUGGUGUCCCAUCGUAGCUAACGGUGUCAUGCGAAGAAACGAGGGGACAGAAAACAUUGUAGCACUCAAACUUGGGGGAGAUUCAAAAUUGCAUAAUAUCACACGCGGAGAACUUUUAAGGCUGGUCAAGUUAAGGUUCCUUGAAUUGGAUGGAGGAAACUUUAUUGGGGACUUCGAGGAUGUCCUCUCGGAGAUAAGAUGGCUUUCUUGGCAUCAUUGUCCCUCGGAGUUUCAAGCAAUUAACUUCUCUCCAAGCAAUCUAGCCAUCCUCAAAAUUUCAAGAAGUGACAUCGCAAUUGAUUGGGGUGGUUGGAGACAAAUCAUGGGAAAAAGUAGGUUAAAAGUUCUGAAUCUUAGAUGCUGCAAAAGCUUGAUCAAGACGCCGGAUUUCUCUACAUGCCUGACUUUGGAGAGACUGAUUUUGAAGGAUUGUGAAAGCUUGGUUGAAAUCGACCCAUCCAUUGGUAUGCUGCAACAAUUGAAGCACUUGGAAAUUAAUGGGUGUAACGGUUUGAGGAUGCUUGAAAGAGCUUCGACCGAGCAAAAUCUAUGCUUCGUGCCCCAAUUUUUGCCAAACUCACUGGGUAAUCUGAAGUUCCUAUUGACGCUAAGAAUGGAAAAUAUGAAACUUCUCGAGCUUCCAGAAUCAAUAGGAGAUCUAACAGGUCUUCAAUGCUUGUCUCUGAGUCACUCUUAUGUCAUCGAUCUCCCAAGCUCAAUAGGGAAACUAAGGUCUCUAGUUGAGUUGACUUUGUCUAACACGAAAGUUACAGAAUUACCUGAUUCAAUCGGAGAACUCAAAAGACUGGAGGUACUAUUGAUGCCGGGUUGUAAGUUAAGGAAGCUUCCUAAGGUAAUAGGUAUGUUGGAGAAGCUUAAAGAGUUAGUCGCUUAUGAUUGCGAACUUUUGGAGGGAGAAGUCCCAAGCGAAAUCGGGGCACUGUCAUCUUUGAGAAACCUAGACUUGGGAGGGACUCGUAUUUGCAAAUUGCCGACAUCAAUCGGUCGGCUUCAUCAACUGGAGAGUCUGCAUCUGUUUCCUUGCCAUGAGCUUCCAAAGUUGCCAGAGCUUCCUGCAAAUUUGAACACGUUAAAGUUUAAGUCCACAACACUGCAAACAAUUCCGAAUGUCUCAAACCUGACCAAUUUAGUCGCUCUAAGUUUAUCCGAUUAUGGCCGUCCUAGAUUUGUUGCACCUUCAAAAGAAUUUGGCCCACAUCACGAACCGGAGGCUAGUCAAACACCAGAUUUGCGGUGGAUUGGGAGGCUACGCAAGUUGAGGAGGUUGAAACUAGAACUUUCGGAUGUCACCACGUUGCCUGCCGAGGUUAAUUCCCUUACUGGGCUCCAACGACUUGACAUACCUUGGUCCACCUUUCAAUCUCACACGCGUUAUCCAUCCAAUCUUCAGAGGUUGAAUCUCAUCGGUUUCGAGUCCAUGGAGGAAUGGCCGCGGGAUUACAACUUGCAGAAUUUGUCCAGCUUCGAGUUAUGCAGAUCUAGUUUAACUGACAUCACACUGAAUAGGCUUGGACAAUUUGAAAAUCUUGCCGAAUUGUAUAUAACGGACAGUCGACUUCUCGAGAGCUUGUCCAAUAUAUCUAGCUUGAAAAAGCUCCGGCGUCUGUGGAUUACAAAUUGCCCGCAGUUAGUUGAGAUUCGAGGCCUUGGCCAAUUGGAAUUGCUGGAGGAUUUGUGUAUAGAUGGUUGUGUCUCCUUGAGGAAGUUACCAGAUCUGUCGGACUUGCGCAACCUGAUGACGUUGGCUUUCUCUGGUUGCAAAUCGCUGGCGAAUUUGCCUCCCGUAGCAAAUAAAGAAGCAUGCCGUGUGAAUAUUCAUUCGUGCAGGAUGCUACGUGAUUUCGAUGGCCCUUAUCACCUUUACUAG
Eucalyptus grandis is the source of this 3381-nucleotide messenger RNA. Its product is annotated as disease resistance protein RPV1-like. Gene Ontology annotation, biological process: signal transduction; defense response. Bases 1 to 3381 code for a protein of 1126 amino acids. Gene Ontology annotation, molecular function: ADP binding. Lineage: Eukaryota; Viridiplantae; Streptophyta; Magnoliopsida; Myrtales; Myrtaceae. The record is from RefSeq and is a predicted model, not a curated record. The transcript is spliced from 5 exons.